AUGGAGGAAGAGUGCGAGGAGAGCACGAGCCUCCCUGUGCGGUACCGUCCCGAACCGCCCGCUGCCCUGGCACGCGCCUCCCGGUUCACUGCGCACGAGAUCAAGCUCAUGUACCGCGGUUUCAAACAGGAGUGCCCCACAGGAAUGGUGGAUGAAGAGUCCUUCAAGAACAUAUUUUCACAGUUCUUCCCUCUCGGAGGUGAGUGA
Parnassius apollo (apollo) is the source of this 207-nucleotide messenger RNA. The record is from the annotation of a GenBank genome assembly. NCBI's taxonomy places the organism in Eukaryota, Metazoa, Arthropoda, Insecta, Lepidoptera, Papilionidae.